This is a messenger RNA of Paramuricea clavata, 399 nucleotides long. NCBI's taxonomy places the organism in Eukaryota, Metazoa, Cnidaria, Anthozoa, Malacalcyonacea, Plexauridae. The record is from the annotation of a GenBank genome assembly.
AUGGCAACCCAUCAACUAAAGAGUACCCUUCCAAGCCAUAAACCCCCAACAUUUGCUGGUGAUGUAAUGGAAUAUCCUGCAUUUAUCAUGGCAUUUGAUGCAUUUGUAGAGUCUAAGGUUAGCGAGCCCAUAGAACUACUUUAUUAUCUGGAGCAAUAUACUACAGCGAAGGCUAAAGAAGUUAUCAAAGGCUGUCUGCAAAGUAAAACCGAAUCAUCAAGCAAGAACACUUCUGAGAAAACAUUUGGGGAUUCCUUCAGAAUAGCAAAUGCUUAUGUCACCAAAUUGUCGAGCUGGACACCAAUUAAACCAAACGAGAGAGAAAAAUUUCAAGAGUUUGCGAUUGUGUUAGAGCAAGCAAGCAAGCACAGCCAUGACCGGAAUGGACUACAUAGGUGA